ACGUGGCUCUGGCUGGCAUCGCACUCCCAUUGGGCGCACGACGGUGUCACAAGCGAAUCGGGGGGCGCGAGACUCGGGGGUGCGCGGACGAGGCCGGAGCGGCGGUUGUGAGCGGCGGCUUCGGGGAGAGCCGGGUCCUCGAUUGGCGGCGAAAGGCAGGCCUCUCCCUCGGCCUCUGCCUCGCACACAGGCCGCAGCGUCCUGCACGGAUUUCCGGAAUUGGUGACGGACCCGCGGCACCGCGGGACCGUGGGGGAAGAGACCUGGAGAGGAGAGGAGGGACGUGACGGCACGAUGGAGACGGAGACCGACAGCGAAGUGGUGAUCGAGCACCAGUACAUGUGCUCGGAGUGCGGACAGCUGUACAACACGCUGGAGGAGGUGCUGUUACACCAGCAGAGCCACGGCUGGCUGCACGUGCUGGUGUGCCCCGAGCUGGCCGACGGGGAGGUGAAGGGGCUGGGCCUGGCGCCCGCCGGCAACGAGGCCGAGAGCCGCUUCCAGUGCCUGGAGUGUGGGCAGCUGCUGAACAGCCCUGACGAGCUGCUGCAGCACCAGGGGGCACACGCCAAGGAGGCCGUGGUCUGCAGCAGGCUGGACGAAGGCAGCGCAGAGAGCCAGGGCACCCUGGCGGAGAGUGCCCACCAUUACGAGUGCUCGGAGUGUCUGCAGAUAUUCCUGAGCUCGGAGGAGGCACUGGCUCACCAGCGGACCCACAGUGAGGAGCCGGCACCUUGCGACGGGGAGGAUGCGGAGACGGGGGCCCCGGCGGGCGGCGAGGAGGGGGAGCAGGAUCAGCAGCAGUGCCCGGAGUGCAGCCAGGUCCUGAGCAGCGUGCAGGAGCUGCUGCAACACCAGGCCCUGCACGCCAAGGCCCCUCCCCGCCGGGAGCCCCCGCCAGCCCCCCUGGAGUGCACCGAGUGCGGCAAGGCCUUCACCACGGCCCGGCGGCUGCUGCAGCACGAGCGCAGCCACCUGGGCCAGCCCCACCCCUGCCAAGAGUGCGGCCGCUCCUUCCGCAAGGCCUCCUCGCUGGAGCAGCACCAGCGCGCCCACCGGGGUGAGGUGCUCUACCUCUGCACCGACUGCGGCCGCGGCUUCGGCACCGAGACGGCGCUGGUGCAGCACCGGCGGCUGCACACCGAGGAUCCUCUGCACCGCUGCGCCCAGUGUGGCAAGGCCUUCCACAACAUGACCAAGUACCUGUACCACCGGCGAACCCACUCCGCCGUCAGCGGCAUCUCCGCCACCGACAAGGCCACGACGCCGGCCAGGAAGGAGGGGCCGGCGGAGGCGACGGAGGCGGCGGCGGCGGCGGAGCCGGCUGGGGGCGAGGGCCCGCACCGCUGUGCGCUCUGCGGCGAGGAGUUUGCCGAGCCCGUGCAGCUGUUGCGUCACCGGCGCCAGGCGCACGCUGGCCAGCGCCGGCACGCCUGCCCGGUCUGUGGCAAAGCCUUCCGCAAGCCGGUGCACGUUCGCAACCACCUGCGCACCCACACCGGCGAGCGGCCCUUCCAGUGCGCCGAGUGCGGCAAGACCUUCACCACCCUGGCCAACCUGGCCCGGCACCACCAGACCCACACCGGCGAGCGGCCCCACCGCUGCGACCUGUGUCCCCGCGCCUUCGCCCAAUCCUCCAACCUGCGGCAGCACCGCCGUCUGCACACCGGCGAGCUGCCCCACCGCUGCCCGGACUGCCCGCGGGCCUUUGGCCGCGCCUCCAAGCUCCGGCAGCACCAGCUGCGUCACGGCGCUCAGCCUACGCUCCACUGCGCCGAGUGCGGCCGCGGCUUUGCCCAUCGCCGGCGCCUGGAGCUACACCGGCUGCUGCACGCCGGCCAGGAGCCCCACCGCUGCCCGGACUGCGGCCGCCAAUUCACCGAACCCUCCAGUCUGGAGGGGCACCACUGUGCCGCCGCCGACAGCGGCAACGCUGGCGCUCUCGAGUGCGAGAGCUGCGGCCGCCUCUGUCGCUCACCGGCCGCCCUGCAGCUCCAUCAGCGGGUGCACACAGGCGAACGCCCCUUCCGCUGCAACCAGUGUGGCAAGGCCUUCGCCGGCAGCGGUGGCCUGCGGCUCCACGAGCGGCGGCACACCGGCGAGCGGCCUCACCCCUGUCCCGACUGCGGCAAGCGUUUCAGCUCUGCCUCGGCCCUGCUGCUGCACCGGCGGGUGCACACCGGCGAGCGCCCCUUCCGCUGCGCCGACUGCGGCAAGGCCUUCAAGCAGUCCAACCACCUGCGGGAGCACCGGCGCACCCACACCGGCGAGCGGCCCUACCGCUGCGAGACCUGCGGCAAGGCCUUCGUCCAGUCCAUGCACCUGCUCGACCACCGGCGAGUACACACCGGAGAGCGGCCCCACCGCUGCCGGCACUGCGGCAAGGCCUUCAAGACCCCGUCCAACCUGCGCAGCCACUGGCGCACCCACACCGCGCAGCCGGCCAUCUGUGCUGAGCUCGGCGACACCUUCACUGUCAUCAGGCCUGCCGACUCCAUCCCCACCACCAUCGUGGGCACCAUCGAAAUCUACUAACCUCAACCUCGGGGUCAGAGUGUGGAUUCCCUACAGUCUGUGUGUGUGUCUCUGUCCCCCCCCUCUCUCUCUCCCUCCCUUUCCGUGUGUCUGUCUCUCUGUCUCUCUGUGUCUCGCUCGUGAUUGUAUGUGCACACCUGUCACUUGGC
Molecule: messenger RNA, 2684 nt
Organism: Mobula hypostoma (lesser devil ray)
Lineage: Eukaryota; Metazoa; Chordata; Chondrichthyes; Myliobatiformes; Myliobatidae
Product: zinc finger protein 345-like
Exons: 3
Coding region: 295-2535 (746 amino acids)
Biological process (GO): regulation of DNA-templated transcription
Molecular function (GO): RNA polymerase II cis-regulatory region sequence-specific DNA binding; DNA-binding transcription factor activity, RNA polymerase II-specific
Source: RefSeq, a predicted model, not a curated record